Messenger RNA from Sinocyclocheilus rhinocerous, 1761 nucleotides. It is a transcript of the gene ttll1, whose product is annotated as tubulin tyrosine ligase-like family, member 1. The record is from RefSeq and is a predicted model, not a curated record. Gene Ontology annotation, cellular component: ciliary basal body. The coding region runs from base 166 to 1437 and encodes 423 amino acids. Gene Ontology annotation, molecular function: tubulin-glutamic acid ligase activity; tubulin binding. Gene Ontology annotation, biological process: protein polyglutamylation; microtubule cytoskeleton organization. The transcript has 10 exons. NCBI's taxonomy places the organism in Eukaryota, Metazoa, Chordata, Actinopteri, Cypriniformes, Cyprinidae.
CCCAAGAAGAAGAAGAAGAAGAAUGACGCGGCGGAAGUGGAGCGCGUUGCUAUGGGCGGCGGCCGCUGUUGUUGUUGUUGUGAUGCUGUCGGAUCUUGUGAAUAAAUGAAGCAGCGUUCAGGAUGAAGCUGUGACUGAGCGUGUGUGUGUGUGUGUGUGUGUGUGAUGGCUGGGAAGGUGAAGUGGGUGACGGACAUCGAGAAAUCAGUGCUGAUCAAUAACUUUGAGAAGAGAGGAUGGAUCCAGGUGACAGACAGCGACGACUGGAACUUCUACUGGAUGAGCAUCCAGACCAUCCGUAACGUGUUCAGCGUGGACACCGGCUACCGUCUGUCCGACGACCAGAUGGUCAAUCACUUCCCCAACCACUACGAGCUGACCAGGAAGGACCUGAUGAUCAAGAACAUCAAGCGCUACAGGAAGGAGCUGGAGAAGGAGGCCAGUCCUCUAGCGGAGAAGGACGAGAACGGGAAACACCUCUACCUGGAUUUCGUGCCGGUGACGUUCAUGCUGCCGGCCGACUAUAACCUGUUCGUGGAGGAGUUUCGCAAGAGUCCGUCCAGCACGUGGAUCAUGAAGCCGUGUGGGAAGGCGCAGGGCAAAGGCAUCUUCCUCAUCAACAAGCUCUCUCAGAUCAAGAAGUGGUCUCGCGACAGCCGCACCUCCACGUUUGUGGCGGCCAACAGCGGGAAGGAGGCCUACGUCAUCUCCCUGUACAUCGAUAACCCGCUGCUGAUCGGAGGGAAGAAGUUUGACCUGCGGCUCUAUGUGCUGGUCACCAGCUACAGGCCGCUGAAGUGCUACAUGUACAAACUGGGAUUUUGCCGUUUCUGCACGGUCAAAUACACGCCGAGCACCAGUGAGCUGGACAACAUGUUCGUGCACCUCACCAACGUGGCCAUCCAGAAGCACGGCGAUGACUAUAAUCAUGUCCACGGUGGGAAGUGGACGGUCAGUAACCUGCGCCUGUAUCUGGAGAGCACCAGAGGACGGGACGUCACCAAUCACCUGUUUGAUCAGAUCCACUGGAUCAUCGUCCAGUCCCUCAAAGCUGUGGCUCCCGUCAUGAAUAACGACAAGCACUGCUUCGAGUGUUACGGUUAUGACAUCAUCAUCGACGACAAACUCAAGCCGUGGCUGAUCGAGGUGAACGCGUCUCCUUCGCUCACCUCCAGCACGGCUAACGACCGCAUCCUGAAGUACAACCUGAUCAACGACACGCUGAACAUCGUCACACCAAACGGCGAGAUCCCAGACUGCCGCUGGAACCGCAGCCUGCCCAAAGAGGCUCUGGGACACUACCAAGUGCUCUACGAUGAGGAGCAGGCUCUGAGCGAGAGCGCUGAACGGGACCUCAGGAGCCGCUCGGGUCAGCUGCUGGGGUCAAAGGGCAGCAGGUCGAGCAGCGUCAGGCCCUUCCCGGCCACCUGGAAGUGACAUCACAUCUGGAGAACUGAGUGAUCAUGACGUGCCCUGCAUGAUACGGACGAGUCUGCAUGAGUGUAUGAGUAUAUCUGAAGAACACAGGACACAGACUGAUGCAGCGAAGCGUCUUCUACGUACAUGUGUGUGUGUUUAUAUAUUUAACUGACUGAUCACAGCUGGAUUUGAGCAUAUGCUCUCAGUCUGGACUGUUUCUCCAAGCUCAAGCCUCGAUGUGUUUGAUCAGUGUGCAGAAUAAACCUUCACAGCUAUCAGUACAAUACAAUACAAUACAAUGUUUUUUAGGGCUGCCCCCUAAUAGUCAGCUAACCGUUAGUA